Molecule: messenger RNA, 747 nt
Organism: Fusarium graminearum PH-1
Lineage: Eukaryota; Fungi; Ascomycota; Sordariomycetes; Hypocreales; Nectriaceae
Exons: 2
Coding region: 28-747 (239 amino acids)
Source: RefSeq, a predicted model, not a curated record
GCUUCACUAUCAAUCAGAAUCAUCAACAUGUCCAACUGGUCCCUACCUUCCGAGAUUACCCUGUUCAAACGAAAACUAUUACGCCGGCUGAAAUGGAUCAACAUGGUGAGGCCGAAUGUCGCCGUCCGCAAGAUCGUCUUGGACCACGAAGGAUUGCCCAGACGAGGCAGAAUGCCUACGGAAAGAGAGGAUUUUCUACCGAUCGAAACCACAGUCGAGGAGCUGGAAGAAGUCAUACGUACACCAGAUAUCGAAGAGUCGCUGAUGCUCAAAGAUGACCACGGGGUGAACAUUUUACCACUCCUUACCUUGCAAUCUAUGCUGCGCGACAGACCUCCAGUCACCCACGACAUCUGGGAAGAUGCACUUCAACGACUUGACAAAUUGUUGGCGGGGGGCAGACAGGGCGGAGCGGACUGGUGUCGCAAACAUCGUGUUUUCGAAAUCUUCUGCGUCGUCAUGAUAGCGAGGCAAAAGUGCAAGGACGACCUUGCCGUUUUGAACAAUAUCACAUCGUACGCAUCGGUGCGAUUGAACCAGUUUAAUCUCUUCAACACUCUGAAAUCAGUGGUAGGGAUAGGGGAAACAGGACUUCACGAUGGGAAUUUGCAUACUCAUACGAUUUCUGCCACCGAGAUCUCGGCGUUGGAGGAGCAUUUGAGCCUUUGGACCACCUCUGAGGAGAUCGAGGUCGAGCUUUUGACGACUCCGGGCUGCCCUCUUACCCAGUACACCCAGUACGACUAG